GGCCAAAUAUAAUUACACUGUGGGCCAGAUUUGGCCCCCGGGCCUGAGUUUUACACAUGUGAACUAGAAAAUAGUGGUGAGGGUUCACUUACAGGGGCUAAAUUAUUAUUUCUAAAGAACUGUAAAAAGAUAUAUCAGGAAUUACAGUAUGUUAGCCAGGUUUUGUCUAAAAUGUAGCCAACAACUGCUGAAAUUGAACAAAGACUCUUGCAAAAGACUAUGGGUAAGACAAAUCAGUAAAGAAUUGCCAAAAGUUGGCAAAAUGUGAGCCCAUAAAUUCUAGCGAAAUCAGUAAGAGUAACAGUAAGAUGAAAACAAAGCAAAAAUAAAAUGGUUGGAGGAAAAUGUGGUAAAUCAAGCACUGACCAGUUUUAGUCUAAGAAAGCUUAACAUUAGCCAUAAUACAAAUGAAUGUUGCAGAAAUUGCUAAGAUAUAAGUAUAUGAUUUUACAAUCCUGAUGGUCUUAACAUAAAUGAAAUAUAUCUAACUGUUAACCGCAAAAUAGCUAGUUGUUACAGGAUCCCACAGGGUUUAACUAAGUUGUAAGUUCUGUAUAAGACAAUAACUGACUGCCUUAGUCCAGAUAACUCCAUCAAAUUGCAAUAUUUCAAAUAGUUAUAAUGUUAUAAAACAAUGACAUUGAUUUUAGCUCUGUGUGUUUGAUUUUUGUCUCAUACUGAUAAAUCAUGAACUUUAAACAAUUUUGUGUUACGGUAAGCGUACCCUUCUCCUAAGAAUGAAUCACUGUUUUGUAUGUGAGCCAUUUUCCAGAGAAAAGAACAGUUUUAGGUUGACAGGUCUGCACUGGUCACAUUAGUCACUCACAUUAGUGAAGCUCGUGCGACUCGUGGUACUUUCUUUAUCUGUAAAUAAUUGACCUAUUCCUGCCUGAUAGGAAUGUUUGGUUUCUUCUGAACACAGAUAUAAUCUGUGCCAUUCUCCUGAACAACCUGCUCCAGGAUAUGUUUGUACUGUCACAAGGAAAAGAAGAAUUAACCUCACUUUAGUAAAGUAAACAAUAUUACCAGCUAGACAGGUUUUGCUAUUUUAAAUUCUGACAUUGAGGAAGCAGACUAAGAAGUCGUCCCCCCGUGAUAUUGUCUGUCCUGUGUGUCCUGGUUACGCUCAGAUCACUAAGGGUUUAAUUAUUGCAGAGAGCAAACCCCAAUGGCCUUAUGGGAGGUGUGAUGGAGAGUUGGAUAGGAGUAAGUCAGGUAAGAUGAAACGAGACAGAGGAGGGCACCACUGAACCAAGCUGUGACAUGUACUGCACCAACACCUACUGCUUAAUCAGCUACUGGAAAUCUUGAGUUAUUUUAAAUAAGGGACGAAGGCUUUCCCACCUGCUGCCAGGAUCUGACCUGCAGCAACAUGUGAAGGAGAAGGAGGCGAGAGAGGAAGUGCUGCGGUUGGAGGUUGGCAUCAAAGUGUGGUCUGAUCACAGAGGCUUUAUGCAGCAGAUCCCUUCUAACUUUCAUCCGUGCGCUCCGGAAGCAUUUUACCCUUAUUUUUUCCCACCAUGUCAGGGGGUACUGUCCCUGUUACCCAGCAGGGGGACCCAGCUGGUGCAGCAUCCAUCCCUGUGGAGCCCAUGGAUGUGGAGUGUCCCAUCUGUUAUCAGGAGUACAACCAGUACAACAAAUGCCCCAGGAUGCUGGAGUGCCUCCAUGUGUUUUGCACUGAGUGCCUCCAGAGGAUCCAACUCUGCCACUUGGAGCACCCUGACCCCAAUAUCCCACCGGCCAUCCCCUGCCCCUUGUGUCGCCACCCUACUCCUCUAGAAUCUGGUGAUGCUCUCUCUUUACCUUGCAACUCACACAUCCUGGCCAGGCUUCCUCCCUUCCUCCUGCCCGUUUCAAUGGCUGCGCACCUGGCAACGGUCACCCAGAAGGUGGUUCUCUCCCUGGAGAGUGAGAGCAGGGACACCCGCUUCAUCAUCCUGCCCACUGUCAGCCUGCAGGUGCAGCAGAUGCAUCCUGACAGACCGUACGACCCAGUGCUAGACCAGGUGGGUGAAGAGGAAGUAAUAGAGCAGAGUAGGAAGACGCUGUUCUGCGUUCAGUUGCUGGCCAUCAUCUUCUGGGUGCUGUUUGUGAUCACCUGUGUGGUUGGUGUAGUGUUUGGGCCACACAUUCUGAACAGACAACUUUGACUGGACUCAGGAGUGUCCUCCUUUUAUGUAGUAGUUGGGAUUUUAAGAUUUAACGUCAUGCUUUCAUCUGUUCUUGUGUUUUAUUUGAUAGAUAUAUUUUUUGACUGCUGUGGUUGAUGUUAAUUCUUUAUGGCACGUGUUUCUCUUUUAAUCAUUCUUAUCCACUGUUCUGCAUCGGCUGCUUUGUUUGUGAAUACGUUGAUAAAGUGUGCCCUCUACUGGUUAAUCGACAAAUCUACCUUUUAGGUGUUUUAAAUUGAAUAAAACAUCAUUAAUAAAACAUUAUAAUUAAUAAAACAUUUUUCGAAGUGUUUUAGUUUCAUUCUUUUGCAGUAUUGCGUUACAUUUGUAUUUGUUUUGUUAUUUAAACCUGGAUUGUGAUGGAGUAAACAUGUGCACAAAUACUUUCUCACAUUGACAUUGCUGUGCUGCAUGUGGUCUCAAUUAGACACUAAGUUACUUCGCUGAGUUGUGAAUUAUUUGUUGCAUUUCCACGUACAAUUAAGUAACAAUGAUGUACUUACCAAAACCCAAAAAUUCAAGAUUCAAGAAUUGUAUUUGUUACAUGCAAAUCAUACAGUGUAGAGUGAAGUGUGUACCUGCAGAGUGAACACUUAAAAAACACUUAACAGAGUAAAAAGUUAAAACAGUGAACCUUCCUCCUUU
Messenger RNA from Cynoglossus semilaevis (tongue sole), 2819 nucleotides. RefSeq names its product RING finger protein 224. Gene Ontology annotation, molecular function: ubiquitin protein ligase activity. Lineage: Eukaryota; Metazoa; Chordata; Actinopteri; Pleuronectiformes; Cynoglossidae. The transcript has 2 exons. Bases 1521 to 2153 code for a protein of 210 amino acids. The record is from RefSeq and is a predicted model, not a curated record. Gene Ontology annotation, biological process: protein ubiquitination.